GACAUUGUACAAGGUGAGAUGGAAAGGCUAUGGCAUAGAUGAUGACACCUGGGAGCCCAAAGACAAUCUCCUCACAUGUGAAGACCUAAUAGACGAGUAUGUCGCCAAGGAAGAGAAGAAAAAGGCAGCCAAGAAAAUUAAAGGCCAGCCCCAAGAGAAAGAAACCAAAGCCAGUUCAGGUAGUAAGGAACGGCAAGCUCCAAAACGGGGCGCCGGGCAGCCUACGAACAAGAAAAAACGGAAACGGUCUCGGUACGAGGAGGAGGUUCCGGCCGCCGAGGAGCAAAGAGACAGAAAGAAAAGCCACAGUACAGAUGAGGAAGAGGAUGCCGACGACGAUGAUGAUGACGAUGAUGAUGAAAAGGGGGGCGGGGAUGAGAGUGGUGGGGAAGAGGGGAUGACGAUGGAUGGGGAGGGGGGUGUGAAAGGGGGAGGGCGACAGCAGAGACGGAAAAGGGGGGCGAAGAGGAUGAAGCAGGAGCCAAAGGAAAGCACUGACUCAGAAACUCCAGGAAUGUCCACAGGAACUACAAAGGACAGUCAAAGCAAGGGAGGGCAAGAAACAAAUGAGGGUGACAUUGACAAGGAUGGGGAGGGGGCAGAGGAAGUGGAGAGUGGAAAGGAGGGGGAGGGGGAAGAGGGUAAAGGGGAGGAACAGAAGUCAGAGGAGAAGAAGGUUGGGGAGAAGAAGAAGGCAACAGGACAGGUGAUGCAGCAGGUGGAAUUGGACGAGGAAGCCUUGCUGAAGGAUCCGUUCUGGGACCAGCUGGAAAAAGGACUUAUUGAAGUUUCUUUCGAAACCGACAUGUAUUCAAAGGUGAAAAACAGGAGAGCCGUAUUGGAUGCCAAACGGGAGGAGAAAGAGAGCAAGGAUAAAGAAGAUAAAAAGAGCAAGAAGAAGAAGAAAAAGAAAGAGCACAAGAAGGAGAAGAAAGCCAAGAAGGAGAAGAAGAAGAAAGAUAAACACAAGAAGACUAAAAAGAUGGUGGAUCUAGAAAUGCUUGGUUCAUUAGAGAGUGCCACAAAGCGCACAUUGAUGAUGAGUCCCUCCGCCUUGGACACCUCGGCCAAUUCGGCCAACAUGUACCGGUCAACAGUGCCCUCAGAACAGAUCCUGACCAUAGCCCAGCUGGAAGAGAAGUCCAAGGAAGCAGCAUCGGUCUCGGGCGGCACGACCCCUUGCAAGCUGGAAUCCUUAGACUCAAGCUCCUCCUCGAGUUCAAGUACAAUAUCUCAAGAGAUCACACCAGAAUCACCAUCAUCAGAAAAACCGACGGAUCCACAUUCUGCUUUCUUUGGAGACCUGUGUAAGAUGAAAACAGAAGCCUUAGAUAUCAAGGAGGAGACCAGUCAGCUCCAGGACUUUGCCAACAUCCUGCCAACUCCGGAAGUUGAUGAAGCCGAUAGGCAAAUCUGUGAUGCUGUCUUGACUCCCUUGAGUCCAUGCGAUGUGGACAGGGGGUUGGAAGACUUGCCGAGCGAAGAUCCUAGUUUACAGGAGACCUCUAUCUUGAAUAGAUUAGGAGAAAGUGACUCCAAUAGCUCAGUGCAGGCAUGUCCAAAGACAAAUAUCCUGGAAGAUGAUAAGCCAUUGAGCAAUCUACCCACACCACCUGAGGUGGACAAUCGAUCAAUGUUCAGUGUGUUACAAAGUGGUAGUGGAAGCGCAGAUACUGUUGCAAAACACCAGGAUCCAUCAAGUACAGCAGGACAAUCUGCUCAAAGCAAUGUAUAUAAUAUGUAUCAUAGUGAACAUAGUAAAGUUGAUUAUAGAGUGCAAGAUGUGAACUUGUUUGGAAACUUAAGACCAGCCAUGGGAAAUGUGCAAAUGGAUGUGAACAGUGCAAAGAAAGGAGAAUCGGUAGACGCAACGGGGCAUGGGAUGCAAGGAAAAGCAUCCGAACCUUCGCCAUCAAACCAGUUUCAGCCUCCCACGCCCCCUGCGUCGCUCUUCUCCUCUUUUUCUUCGGCUGUUCCGAAACCCUCUCCUCUCAUGCCUCUGAGUGAGGGAACCCCAAAUAGAACUCCAGAUCUGAAAUCACCCCUGAACUCCCCACUAACACCACAUACCCCUAGCACAAGUUUUACACCCCAGGCAACGCCGCAAGGUACCCCUAGUCCAAAAUCAUACUUGGCAAGCCAGAAGAGCCCUCCAUUCCCCAAUGCCAGUCCAAGUGGUGGCGGUCGGAAUGCCUUUGAAAAGAUUCAGACAUUUCAACUCUCCUCCGCUCAUGGAAGAAACAGUGCCAAAGUACAAAGUCUCAAGGACAAACUGAGCAAAUACGUUUCACCGACAUCUAGGAAAGAGGAUAGUCUGUCCAGUGAGAAAAGCGAUAUCAGCCACGAUCAGCAGCAGCAACAGCUUAACCAGUUACAAUCGGGACAGUUGUCAGAGCUGAGUGUUGACACUGGCCUUGCCAACACAUACAGGUCAUCGGAUGUUGCUGGUCAGCCUCAACCUCUGUCUCAGAUUGAGAGACAGAUCCAGAGAAUAGAUACGCAGGAAACGGAUCGGACUGAAGACAAAGGACUGCCUUUGAGUCAUCCUGCACCUGGCACGUUACCUCUGAAUCAAGAGAGUGGCAUACCAGAACCUCAGAGACAGGAUUCCCUUGAAGGACUCCUUGGUAAUGGCAUUCCUUCAUCUAAUACAGCACAGGGGAUGGGAUCUCUUGCAACAUAUGACGGUCUCCGGCAAGCCAUCAAGGGGGGCAACACCCAGGGCGUGGUCCACAUGCUCCAGCAGACCGGUCCCCGAGCCCUGGAGGAGGUGGAUAACAUGGGAACCACGCCCUUGAUGCUGGCCUGCACUCUGAACCAGGACGGUAUCGUCAAGGCUCUUAUCCUUAACGGAGCCAUCGUCAACAAGACGCACAAGAACGGCAUGACGCCGCUCAUGAUGGCUGCAGAAAAGGGUUACACAUCUACAUUAGGUAUCUUGUUAGAAGCUGGAGCUUACAUCAACUCAACAACGCCAGCUGGGGAAUCGGCACUUAUGCAGGCUUGUCGGAGAGGUCAUAAAGACGUGGUAAGGCUGUUACUAGAGUAUGGAGCCAAUUGGAUGGUGACAGCCAGAGAUGGGUCGUCGGCACUGGGAUUUGCUAUGCAUCAUAGCCAUCGGAGUGUCCAAGACAUGCUCCAUGCACAUGUACAGAGAUUGUGCUGUAAGUUAGAAGAAACGGCAAGCCAGUUCCUGUACGGCACAGCGAGACUCCUAAAGUCUGUCUUUCCGCUGCACUGCUACAGACUAAGGGAAGCCACGGAACAUCUAGCACUUGUCUCAUUCGAUGCCAAUAACUACUACUGCUACCAAGGUAGUGGUAUGCUACUAUUUCUUGCCCAAGCCACCCUUGGCCCUGGAUGGAGUAUCAGCUGUAAGCUCUCCGGAUCCAGUUACAUCAAACAAGUCCUACUUAAUGGAAGAAAUCUACCUCAAUUAACUCAGGGAAGCAAUUUUGUGCUAUCCUAUACUCCUAGAAGUGGGCAGAAUGUUUUAACAAUCUCAACAGUUCCUGAUCCAUAUACCAAUACUCUCUUGCUUGUUGGAGCCUACACAGUCCAGAUUGGAACCCACCCCACUGCCAUGCACUAGACUCCAUCAGCCAGCUGUUCCUUUCCUAAUCACUGCCACAGGCUACACUAGUUUUUGAAGGGCUGUCCAUCCUCACAACCUGCUAAACCACUGUCAUACCAAGCCUAUGUGUCUUAAUGUGGUAGCUAUAUAUAGAGAGAACUAUUUAUCGUGUCUGUAUGAGGUGUGUCUGGUUCAAUAAACUAUGUCAUAGUUUCAUCCUGUUUUUUUCAAAGGUUGUCGGCUGUCAGGCAAGGCUUUUGUGAAUGAUGGAAAGUUUGUAUGAUUGAAGGAAAGGCAAGACCGUUUAAUUUGAAGUUGAUAUACAUCAAGCACUCAUAUACAUGUGAUUUUGAUCUAAUAUGACUGGGGCAUACAUAGAUUCAACACGAUUAUUUGUUAUAUAAGUACCAUACUAGAUCUAGAACUCAAGUUGUCAUUGAAAAUUACUAUUUCUUUCAGGAAAUGUUCUGAAGCAUUACACUUUAUAGACAACGUGAUAGGACGGUACACUUGUAGGGGGCAAAAACCAAUGGAGGAUUUACAUCACCUUGUUCGCCAAGUUGACUUUUGCGGCUCUGAUUGUACUUAACUGUUAUGAUUUGGGUUAUUAGUGCCUGUGCAUACAGAUUACCUGCAGGUUGAAAUGAAUGAUUAUUCAAUCGUGAUGUGACGGGGCUCAGCAGUAUGUGAAUGUACGAGGUCUUAGGAUAAAAGCAGCUUUCAUUUGUGUAGCCUUGUGAAAAUGAAAGCAAGGCUACAAAAAUUCAGAUUCAUUUAAGGGGGAUGUUCACCCUGACAACAAGUUUAUUGUAAAAAUAGCAGAAAAAAUAAUCAAAAAUAUUGCCGAAGGUUAGAGAUAAAACCAUCAAAGAAUUAAAAAGUUAUUUGAAUUUUGAUUAUAUGAUUUACGACGUCAUAUGCGAGCAGCAUUUCUACAUAGCGAAUGGUGGAAAAUCAACGAAAUGUCAUAUUCUCUGAAAGUUGAAAAUGGUUUUUACUGUUUUGUAUAUCAAUAGACAAAUCAUUUCACACCCAAUCAUGAAAAGAAAAGAAAAAUAAGUCACCAGGAACCAUUAAAAAAAUAAAAUUUAUGUAUUUUAUAUUACAUAACAAAUGUGACACCUGCUCGUUUAUGAUGUCACAAAUCCAAAACUUAAACUUCUAAUAACUUAAUCUUUAACGGAUUUUCCUCAAACCUUCACCAAUAUUUUUUAUCUUUUUUAUUCCUGCUACUUUUAUAACAAACUUCUUCCAGGUGAAUUACCCCUUUAAAGCAUGGACAAACUACCAACAUUGAACAUGACUCAUGUUAUCAUGUAGUGAAAUCAUAACACCCGAGUCUGUAAUGACACCUACAGGAGUUGUCUUAAUAUCAUGAAAUUAAUUUGUCAUUUAUCAGCAUUAAAAGUGGGAUUUGCCUCUGUCAGCACAUUUGAACACAAUGGAAAAUAAUGUUGAGCUUUGUCACAUCAUGUGCCCAUUUCAAAAAGACUUGUUACAUUAAAAUACCAAAUGAACAAUUUCUAUAACAAGUUUGCUCUUAGCCAAUCAAAUUGAAUGAUUUCAGUAGCUUUAAACUGUAUUGCAAGUUUGUUAUUAUAGCAAGUUUUAUGAAACCAGUUCUUGAACAAGGAUUGAAAGAACCAUCCAAGCUUUUAGACUACUAGUUUGACAUGAAAGGUAAUAAGACAUUUGUGCAUGAAAUUCGAGUGGUUUUCACAGAAAAUUAGCAUCUAGUCAAGUUACGCACGUGGGUAAUUUUGAUGAGUAAAAUCGUUGGAAUAUGGUAGUUUAUCUCCUCAUUAGAGGUGAGUCAUGUGGGAUGAUUGCAAUGAAGUCAAAUCAUUGUGCCAAUUUAAAGAACAGCAUUAGGUAUUAGUGAUCAGAUAGACUUUGAAUAGAUGUAAUGUAGACUUUCGGUGUCAUGGUGCUAAUUUGAGGAUUCUGCAUUAGACAUUUAGUGAUCAGAGUAGUGAAGAGGAGAAUAUCUCUUUUUGUGAAAACAAUACAGCAGUGAAAUGAGGACAUUUGAAGCCAUGAUGCCAAUUUGAAGAUCGUGCAUUUGAUAUUUAGUUAUCAGAGCAUUCAAUUGGCAAUACCUGCUUGGAAAAAAAAGUGGAAUGACUAUGAGGGAUGGUGUUUUUAGUCAUAGUGCCAAUUUGAGGAUUCUGCAUUAGGAAUAAGUGAUCAGGUCAGAGUAGAGUAGAAAAAAAAAUCAACUCUUGGAUGUGCAAGCCGGGACAAUUCCCUGGAGAGUUUGAAUAUGUUUGAAAAUGCGUUGUUAUGCUGAUGCUGUACAUUUUGGUAAAUAUUGGUAUAUGAAAGGUUGUUUUUAAAUAGUGCAAUUGGAUAAUGUUUGGACAACUCACUAUGUGUGCAUAGAAGAAACGGAGGAAGUUCCUUGGGGAAGGUUCUUCGAUGAAAAAAAUUGAUGAAAAUCCAAGGAAAAAACACAGGAAGAUGAAAACAAAAAUUGCAUAUUUUAAUUUCCUCAUUUUCAGUGAGGAGGAAGGUGGAUGAAAAUCCGGAUGAAAAGCCAAGUGAAAAUGCAUUGUGGGAUACAUGGUUGGCUUGGUCGUCAUCCAUAAAUUCAAUCCGGAAGAAUACAUGUCUAUAUUUUAAUGGGGCUGUAUGGAUUUGCAUUUUCAAUUCCGGGCAUUAAUGGUGUCAUGAUCAAAGGAAGAAUGGCUCUACAUUUAAUAUUUAGCUAAGAUUUAAUCAUCAAUAUCAGACUCCUAGUUUUUUUAAGUUAACAGAAUAUAAAAAGUCUUUCUUAAUUCUGGUUAUUUUCAACACAACUUGAAUAAUACCAUGUAAUCUAUAAUUGAGGUACAAAUAAUUUUCUCCGGAGUUUUCACCAACCUCCAUUUUUAUAUUUUAAUACAUGGGAAUUAUCUAUAAGUCUUGUACAGUAACUACCCAUUCAAAUAUAUCAGGAAAAUUUUUCUUAAAAAAGAAACACACACCCACAAAAAAGCAAUGCUAAGCAGAUAAAAUUCAGUUUGUGUUGUGGGGUUGUGCAGGCCUUCCAUGUUUGUGACGAAAAGAAAUACUGCAACUGAUUUGAAAGAGACUUGAGGAAGGAUUAUAGUAUGCAAGAAAUAAUUGCUGUCAAUUGGAC
This is a messenger RNA of Lytechinus pictus (painted urchin), 6695 nucleotides long. RefSeq lists its product as uncharacterized. Gene Ontology annotation, biological process: regulation of apoptotic process. Gene Ontology annotation, molecular function: protein binding. The record is from RefSeq and is a predicted model, not a curated record. Gene Ontology annotation, cellular component: nucleus. Bases 398 to 3592 code for a protein of 1064 amino acids. The transcript is spliced from 13 exons. Lineage: Eukaryota; Metazoa; Echinodermata; Echinoidea; Temnopleuroida; Toxopneustidae.